AUGCAGAACUGGUCCAUUAACAGGGCUCCUAUUGUAUAUUUAGUCUCAGUUAAGCUCAAUCGUCGAGGCACACUCGGUGUAGUAGGCCCUGGUCGCUUCUACUUUGAAGUCCGUCAAAUUGAAUCCAGUGGUCUUGCUCGCGUUGGUUGGGCUCUCGAAACAGCUAGCCUAGACCUGGGCUCAGACAGUCUUGGGUACGGACACGGCGCUGACUGGGAUGGCUUCGGUAUCAACGGUAAACAGGGAAAGAAGCUGCAUGAUAAUGAAAUUAUGAACUAUGGAGAGCAUAAUCGAAAAGGUUAA
Molecule: messenger RNA, 303 nt
Organism: Protopolystoma xenopodis
Lineage: Eukaryota; Metazoa; Platyhelminthes; Monogenea; Polystomatidea; Polystomatidae
Source: the annotation of a GenBank genome assembly